Molecule: messenger RNA, 1065 nt
Organism: Trichobilharzia regenti
Lineage: Eukaryota; Metazoa; Platyhelminthes; Trematoda; Strigeidida; Schistosomatidae
Source: the annotation of a GenBank genome assembly
AUGACGGAAGUUAUGCCCAUAUCUUUGGUCAAUUUUAAUGCUGAUAAUGGAUAUUUAGAGGGUCUUGCGCGUGGGAUAAAAGGUGGUCUUCUUAAGCAGGCAGAUUACAAUGUGUUGGUUCAGUGUGAAACACUAGAUGAUCUGAAGCUUCACUUACAUGACACAGACUACGGGGAAUUUUUAGCCAAUGAACCUGGACCUUUAACUGUUGGAAUCAUUGAGGAAAAAAUUCGGGAGAAAUUUGUGGCUGAAUUUCGCCAUAUACGGAACCAAGCUGUGUACCCCUUAUCCCUAUUUUUGGACUACAUCACCUACAGUUAUAUGAUUGAUAACAUUGUGCUACUAAUAACAGGAACAUUGCAUGGAAGGCCAAUAUCCGAGUUGAUGGCUAAGUGUCAUCCAUUGGGCACAUUUCUCGAGAUGGAAACUUUAAACAUAGCGACGAAUCCAGCCGAACUGUACAAUGCAGUGCUUGUAGACACACCACUAGCUCCUUUUUUCAGCGAUUGCAUAUCGGAACAGGACCUUGAUGAGUUAAAUAUUGAGAUAAUACGUAACACCCUAUACAGAGCAUAUAUUGAAGACUUCUACAACUUUUGUAAAUCUUUGGGUGGCAUUACAGCGGAGGUGAUGUGCGAAUUAUUAGCUUUCGAGGCUGACAGAAGAGCAUUUAUUAUUACCAUCAACUCUUUCGGGACAGAGCUGUCAAAUGAGGAUCGGUCUAAACUGUAUCCUCGUUGUGGCAAGCUUAACCCAGAGGGACUCGUUCAACUUGCUAAGGUGAACGAUUACGAACAAGUUAAAGCAGUUGCACGGUAUUAUUCGAAUUACGCACCAUUGUUUGAAGAAACUGGUGAAGGUUUUGGAGACAAAACAUUGGAAGAUAAGUUCUUUGAAUAUGAGGUGCAGCUAAAUGUUGAUGCUUUCUUACAACAAUUCCACUAUGGCAUAUUUUACGCCCUUCUUAAAUUAAAAGAACAAGAAAUGCGAAACAUCGUUUGGAUUGCCGAGUGUGUUUCACAACGUCAUCGUACGAAGAUUGACUCUUACAUCAAUAUUAUGUAG